Messenger RNA from Lineus longissimus, 2081 nucleotides. Its product is annotated as beta-1,3-galactosyl-O-glycosyl-glycoprotein beta-1,6-N-acetylglucosaminyltransferase 3-like. Gene Ontology annotation, molecular function: acetylglucosaminyltransferase activity. The transcript has 4 exons. Bases 289 to 1707 code for a protein of 472 amino acids. The record is from RefSeq and is a predicted model, not a curated record. Gene Ontology annotation, cellular component: membrane. NCBI's taxonomy places the organism in Eukaryota, Metazoa, Nemertea, Pilidiophora, Heteronemertea, Lineidae.
UUGAAGGGCUUCGAGACCGAAAAUCGCUCGUUAAGAUGUGGAAUAUAUUUACAUUAUUUACCCAAAGUGUCCGAUAGACUGUCAUAAAAUUCUGGAAUCAUUGAGUUUUCGGCCCACAAAUCGACUCGGCGCCGUUGACGGUGCAUGGUGAUGAUCAUAGAAGCAGUGUUUGAAACAAUUUUCCCUAACAACAUGUGGACCAAAGCUUCACAAGAGGCGUCGUAACGAGUGUUUUAAGAUAAAGUUUUCCGCCUCUCUGAGAAGUUAUGAUUUUCACUCGACUCCGAAAUGGUAGCCAAGCUAAGCGACAGCCUUCGUACAAAGGCCAAAAUACAGCGUUGGAGGACACAACCGGGAAGCAAAGGAAGGAAAGCAACACCCAUGACAAGUACACGAGAACUCUUACUUGCGAACCUCAUCAACAGAAGGACGUUUGGCCUUCUAGUGGGGUGUUGUGCAUUCCUCGUCGCAAUCUCAAUCUUGUCGCAAAUGGCCAAUGAACCUUAUCACCUGUGGUACGCCCGUGUUAGACCCUUCACCUUCUUUUGGGAACGAUUACGCGAAAGGAGGGAAACAGCAGUACCAUUUUGCCACGGGAUGCUAAAAAAAAAUAAGUUUGACAUAAAAAAUGCAUUGAAAUACAUGAAAAAUAACACAAAGGUGUUCAUCCCUACAGCGAAUUUCGCUCAAAUGGAAAAGACAGACUGUGAAGUAUUUCGACCAGCAAGUGGAUAUGCUCAUCGACCUUUAUCAGAAAAGGAAGCCAAAUUUCCACUAGCGUAUAGCAUCAUGAUGCACAAGGAUGUCGAACAAGUCGAAAGACUACUCAGGGCGAUUUACAUGCCUCAGAACUAUUACUGCAUUCACGUUGACCGAAAAUCACCCAGUGCUGUCCACAGGGCGAUGAGGAACAUUGCCCAAUGUUUUCCCAAUGUGUUCAUAGCAACACGUUUGGUUGACGUCAGGUGGGGAAUGUUUUCAAUGCUGCAAGCGGAUUUCAACUGCAUGAAGGACUUGCUACGAUAUGAUGACUGGCGUUAUUUCAUCAAUCUCACAGGCCAGGAAUUCCCCUUGGUCUCAAAUCCCGAACUCGUGAAAGAUCUCAAGAAAUUGAACAACACUAAUUUUAUUCACAGUUGGCGAGAAACACGCGAAGAAUUCCUUUUGAGAACAAAAUACAGAUGGAGAAACAACCGCCGGACGAAUAUGAAGAAAGGGAAGCCGCCUUAUAACAUAGUCAUCAUGAAAGGCUCGCUCCACAAUUUCCUCACACGAGAUUUUGUGCACUACGUCAUCAAUAACGCCGUAUCGCUUCAGUUUCUGAAAUGGUUGGAAGACACGUGGGCACCGGAAGAGACGUUUUUUGCUUCUUUACAAUACAACAAACAUCUCAAAGCUCCUAGGUGCCACCCAGCUUCUCCGCGUGGUCCAAUCAAAUUCGACUUCCGAUACGUUGUGUGGCGAGGCGGGAAAAACGUCUGCGCGGGAAAGUGGGUGCGGGACGUCUGUGUGGCGGGAGUUGGUGAUCUACACAAGGCAAUGAAAAGCAAUGGAUUGUUUAUCAAUAAACUUCACCUCAGUUUCCAACCUCUUGCGCUUGAUUGUCUUGAGGAAUACCAUAGGAACUUGACAAUGCGGUCAGUAAAUAAAAAAUUCGAGCGCAACGUUACAUCAGAUUACAACGGCACGAUCCUGACGACGCUUUAAUAAUAAAUAAUAAAUUGUGCGUCAUAUUUAAAGGGAGCUAUUAGACCCCAGGACGAGUAUGACGCGAAAAUAAUUUAACAUAGGACAAAUAGCCACUCGGCCAAUUAUUUCAACCACAGGUCGAGUAGACGGUGAACGUCAAGCCUAAAGUUUCCUCCUUUCAAGGAUACCACAACGCCGGUAGAUGGGCAUGGCCUAGUAACAACCCAAUGAUAAUCAGGGACCUGCCAGUGUUUCUACAACAAUCAGAAAUUUUGAAAGAAAUACUGUUUCUGGCAUUUUCGACAUGGACAUUCUUUGGUGCUUUUUUAACUACAAGAAAAAUAAGAUCAGUCAGACACGUGAAAUUUCUUACCCACAUAUCGGUACCUAUA